GCGCAAUAAAUGAAGUUGGUGGACAGAAAAAUUACUGCCACGAGUAAAUAUAAAAUGCAGAAAGGUUUAUGGAGUACUGAUCACUGGACUUUAUACAACUGGCUGCUGUUGCCUGCAGCCACAAAACAACAAUGUUGAAUUUGCCAAUGAAAAAAGGCAGCGCAAAGAAACGAAGGUGAAAAAAGUGAAAGUCAGGAGGUCGGGCCAAGGGACCCGAGUUCCCUGCUUGCCAUAAUCCAAUCAACACAAUGAGAAAGCAUGGAUGGCAGCUUCCUUAUCAUCCACUCCAGAGAUGUACUCUUGCAGGUUGUAGCUGUAGCUGUAUUUCUGGCAUUGGGCUUUGCUUUCUAUGUUUUCUUUGCGCCAUUUGUGGGAAAGCAAUUGUUUCAGUAUAUUGUGAUGGGGAUAUACACUCCACUUCUAAUUUGUGCAUUUGGUCUCUACGUUUGGUGUGCUGGUGCUGACCCUGCUGAUCCUGGAGUGUUUAGAUCGAAAAAAUAUCUUAAUAUUCCUGAUAACAACAAACCAACCGAGCCAAACAAUGGUGGAGAGUCCGUUUGUGAUGCCAAGGCUAAGGCCGUUAGUGAGGAAGCUAACAAUAAAAGAAAAUUGGAUAUGAAGAAUGGAGCUCAUUGUGAUAAAGAAACUGAACGUGAGGGCACUUACUUCCGGGGCAUUUUGGCUUUAUUGCCAUGUGCUUAUGUUUGCAGCUCACACGAGGAAUCUUCUUGUCAACAGAGCGAAGAUGGGAUGUUCUACUGUAGUUUGUGUGAAGUAGAGGUUUACAAGUACAGUAAGCAUUGCAGAAUCUGUGACAAGUGUGUCGACCGUUUUGAUCAUCAUUGCAGGUGGCUGAACAAUUGCAUUGGCAGAAGGAACUAUCGGAAGUUUUUUACUCUCAUGGUGUCAGCUCUUCUCCUGAUGGAUAUUGAUGAAUAUUUACAUGUUUUGUGUGUCAUGGACCUGAGGUUGCAGCUUAUACUUCAGUGGUCGACCGGAAUCCUUGUACUUAUCCUGUGUUUUCUCGAGAAGAAGAAAUUUUCAACUGACAUUAGCUCGAAGUUGGGAAGCAGUUUCUCAGUGGUUCCUUUUGUAAUUGUAGUGGGGAUAAGCACGUAUGAUUACAUAAUAGCUCUGAGGGAGCAAGAGCAACUAGAUGGCGGUGGCCAGCAAAGCCCCCAAAUGUCUACUGUUAGCUCAAUUACGGGAUUAAGCAGUGCAAGCUCCUUCAACACUUUCCAUCGAGCAGCAUUGUGUACACCACGACUCUUUGUUGAAGAUCAGUUUGACGUGGUACCUCCGGACAACAAGUCCGUUAGCUCACUCGGGAAAAAGACAAUACCAGACGACCAAGCCAAGAAGAAGAAUCCCGGGCCAGUAAAAAUCAGCCCGUGGGCAUUAGCGCGCUUAAAUGCUGAAGACGUUUCAAAGGCCGCUGCCGAGGCCCGAAAGAAGUCCAAGAUCCUCCGGCCCAUAACAAGGCCCAAUUCAACCUUUAUGCACGAAACAGACAGCAGCUUCGGCAGCAGCAGCCGCAGGACAGGCCCAAGGCCCGAUAGCAGCCGUAAACGAGGGAGCAGGCGAAUCCGCCUCCCAGCAGACGUGGCAAGACUUCGGGGCCCGGCCCAGCCCGAUAAUCACUUGGCCCCAUUACACCUGGAAGCCCCAUGUGAUUAUCGGGCUGGGCCCCGUGUUAUUCCAGGCCCAAUUGGCGGCAUCAUUGCUUCUUCUUCGCCAGAGAGUAGCUUGGAUUCUCCUGACAUUCAACCGUGUCGGGCUUCCUCUUUGGGCCCGGAAGAGGGGAUGAGGCUUGCUGGGCUUCCUGGUGUGACUAAUCAUCAGCUGGAUAUUCCUUUUUCGAGGUCGACUAGCGAUGGAUAUGAUGCGUCUGGCGGUGAGGACAGUGACCGAGUGCCUAGGAGAAUUACGUACAAGUCGAGUAAUUGGAGUAAGGCCCUGUUUGGCUCUGAAACUGAGAGAAAUGUGUCGAAAUUUGUGGCACCAUCUUCUUCUUCGUCUAUGUUGUCGAAAUUCUAGGAAGGUUUGAAUGUACUGGAAAAGUUGGGAUCUUUUGAGAUUUUUUUUAUCUGUUUGGUGGCUACUACCCUUGGGGCAUUGCUAGAUCUAAUCUGCUGAUUUUUUGGAAAUUUGGUGCAAUUUUUGGUUCCAGUUCAUCGUCAAGGGUGGUGAAAAGUGCUGAAAAGUUGUAAUUUUUGUGUCCCUAGCGAAACUUUUGUGCCGGAUAGAGGAGAAAGUACUACUGUUUUUAGAAGGAAUUUGGAAUCGGAGUUCUGAAGCAUUGUAUUGUGACAAUUUACUUUUUUUCUGUAAAUUUAUGUCCAUUCAUGCAAAACCCUGGCAUAAGAGAUUUCUUGUUCUUUGUUUGUCACCAACUCUUG
Molecule: messenger RNA, 2399 nt
Organism: Striga asiatica
Lineage: Eukaryota; Viridiplantae; Streptophyta; Magnoliopsida; Lamiales; Orobanchaceae
Source: the annotation of a GenBank genome assembly